This is a messenger RNA of Tachysurus fulvidraco (yellow catfish), 2403 nucleotides long. Its product is annotated as tyrosine-protein kinase receptor UFO. Gene Ontology annotation, molecular function: protein binding; ATP binding; protein kinase activity. Bases 603 to 2366 code for a protein of 587 amino acids. The record is from RefSeq and is a predicted model, not a curated record. The transcript is spliced from 14 exons. Gene Ontology annotation, biological process: cell-cell adhesion; protein phosphorylation. Lineage: Eukaryota; Metazoa; Chordata; Actinopteri; Siluriformes; Bagridae.
AGAAUGGAAAGAAGUUGUGUUGAGGAAUUUCGAGUCCAGUGUGCAGGGAAAGGUUUUGGUGUUGUGAUGGGAAUGAAGCAGGAGCUGAAGUCUUGAGGGAUUUGGGGAGGUUUUGGAAUUAAGAAGAAUCUGAACUUUUCUCCAAAAAGCAAAAGAAGACAAAAACUUUUUGGACCUUCACUGAAACUCUGGAUGGUCAUCACAAGCAAGCGUUUGUUGUUUAACUUUAUAUUUGUUUGCUCGUGGAUUCUUUAGGACUUAUAAGAAGAUUAAAGUGCUGCUGCAUCACAUUUCAGACUUUUUUUUUUUUAAUUGGUGACUUUUUGUGCACUUUUCGAAACUAUAAAGGAGGAAGUUAGAAGAGGAAAAACUGCUCAAAAUAAAAAAAGGACAAGAAAAGCCAGCUGUCUAAGAGCAACUUCAGCUCCUGUGUGAGUGUGUGUGUGUGUGUGUGUGUGUGUGUGUGUGUGUGUGUGUACGCGCGCGCGCGUGUGUGUGUGUGUUUUUGCGGAUAUGUUUAAAAAGAUGCGGUGAUGUGACACCGAUAAAAAGAGACACUGAAUUACAACAAAAUAAACAAAGGAACCGAAUCGGAACCGAAUAUGGAUCACUUCAAAUUCAAUCAGUUUUUUGUCGUUUAUGUGGCACUGCUGCACAUCCAAGCUUACAAAACUGUGUCAGGCUUGCAUUUCAAGCACAGCCCAGGAAAUAUAACUUCAUCGCUGGGGAAGCCGGUGGAGAUGCAGUGUGUCCUGAUGAUGGAGGAGGGUGAUGAAGGAGAACGUUCUACAGACAUUCAGUGGCACAGAGAAGGGGAGCUGCUCGAGUACUCAAACACCAACCAAGUGGAGAUGCCUUCCGACGACGAGACAUGGCUCGUCAUCAGUACACUUCGGAUUUUAAAGGUGCAGCUUUCAGACAUGGGCGCUUACCGCUGCGCGGUGACCACCGGGGACGAGGAGACGAUGUCCGCUGAAGGACACCUUCAACUGGAAGGUCUCCCACAUUUCUCUGUUGAACCCUACCACAUGUCCGUAGUGGCGAACACGAGCCUGAGUCUGAAGUGCGUCGCUCACGGGCCUCCUGACCCGGUCCGGAUCAUCUGGCUUCAGGACGGAGCUCCUCUCAACACGCUGGACGACCCCAUGGCUCUUUCUCCGUCCCGCCUCAACCUCACAGGACUAAACAAAAGCAGCUCUUUCUCCUGUGAAGCCCACAAUCGCAAAGGUGUAGCAUCAUCCAGCUCUGGAGUUAUAACGGUCCUCCCUUCUCAGCCACAGGAUCUUAAAGAAGUGGAAAUAACUAAUUCCAGCAUUCGUCUGUCCUGGUCUCCAGGUUUUGCAGGAAUUUAUACCAUCAGCCUCUGCACAGUUCAGGUAAAGCCUUCAGGAGAAGACUAUCACGUGAUCCACAACCAAAACGUUAACGUUCCACCUGCCAGUCACCUGAUCUCCGACCUGAAGCCUUUCACCCCAUACGACGUCAGAGUCGCCUGCCGGAGCAGCCAAGGGGUCUCCGAUUGGACGCCUUGGGUGACCUUCAGCACCAAUGAAGGAGGUAGAUCUUCACUAACUCAGCUCUUAUUCAGUAUUUCAGUACUACAGAUGGAUUAUAAUAGCAUAUUAUUAUCACGCUCUCUCUCUCUCUCUCUCUCUCUCUCUCUCUCUCUCUCACUCUCUCUCACUCUCUCUCUCUUCCUCCAGGUUGUGCUGGACAUUGGAAUGGUAACAGAGCUGACAGUCAACACGUCAGUCCCCUUAUCAAACGUCACCUUCAGGGUGCGAGCCUACACUGGGGCAGGAUAUGGACCAUGGACUCCGGUCCAGACUUUGUCCCUUGUUCCUACAGAUCCAAAGCCAUCAAGUCACUCCUCUCUUCCGGCGAUGUCCUGGCACUGGUGGUACGUGGUGAUGGCUGUGGCGGUAGCUAUAGGUCUGGCAGUGCUCAUGGCCGUCUACAUGGCCAAGCUGAGGCGGAAGGAGACACGAUUCGGUGAAGCGUUCGAGCCCAUGAUGGAGAGCGGAGAGCUGGUGGUUCGCUAUCGAGCUCGUCGUACCUACAGCCGCCGCACCAACGAAGCCACACUGAACUCGCUUGGCAUCAGUGAUGAACUCAAACAGAAGCUACAAGACGUAAUGGUGGACAGACACAAACUAACACUGGGAAAAACACUCGGAGAAGGUGAGUUUGGCUCCGUUAUGGAAGGUCUGCUGACCCAAGAGGACUCGGUUCUUAAAGUAGCUGUGAAGACAAUGAAGAUUGCUAUUUGUACCCGCACUGAGAUGGAGGACUUUCUGAGAGAAGCGGCCUGUAUGAAGGAGUUUGAUCAUCAGAAUGUUAUGAGGCUUCUAGGUAAAGAAAAGUAAACCCUGCACAAGGGAACGGGUCAGUAAUGUAUAAUAA